UUCAUCUGUGGCAUUAGAAAGAAACUUGGUAUGGGUGAGUGAAGGUGCUCUUACUCAAAGAAGCACAACGUGCUGGGGACUAAAGACAUUGUCUGAGCAUGUGCACUGUAAGGAAAACAUGGUCGCAGUGAGUAAACGCUAGACAGGUAGAUGACGUUAGCUCGUAUUGAAGGAAGUAAUUUAUAGGAAAGUCUCUGUGGCUACGUCCCAAACCGCCUACUGCUCUAUUAAUUAGUGUGUCAGUAUAACUUACCGGUUGUAUCCUCCUUAUAGGGAGGUAUGUGGGUUUGGACUUAGCUCUAUUGUUCCUCUAUAGGCCAGGAAGAGAGCGGAGGGAGACCUCUGAUGACGUGCUCAAGGAGAACAGCAUCAUACACAAAAGGAAGGAAGAGCAAAAGAAAAGAAAUAAUACCGCGCGUAAUUUUUUUUUUUUUUUUUUUUUAGAAAAUUUGUAUAAGGAUUCUAUUUUAAAGCAGCAAUACGCAGUUUUUUCUCCUUUGAAUAUCGAAGAUGGAUGCAUUAAUUUAUUUAAUUAAUUAACCCAGCUUUCCCCCGCGCCUCCCUUUAGCAGACGUAAACAGCUUCACCUCCACAUCCUCAUCCUCGUAGUAACACGCCUUUAUAAAUAAAGAGAUGCUGGAUAUAGACGGGAACAAAUGGGCCGAUUCGAAAAAUUGUAUUUACGGAUCGUGUAAAGAAUUAUAUAUUUAGAAUUAGUGUCGCCGGACAGUGCGGUUUGUCUCGCAGCGGCACAGGUGUUGGCGCGGAUGCUGAGGCGGCGGAUGGGGUGAGUCUGGCCGGAGCGGAGCGCUCCAACAGCGGGCUGCUCCUGAGUGAGGGUCCGCUGAGCGGGAAUAAUGCAGGACGCGGCAGACGGAGAGGAGCCCAUUCUGGCUGGGACUGCCAGGGAAGAGCAGCGUCCAGUGAAGCAGUCCCUGGCUAGCUCUCUAUGUCGAGAGUCACAUUGGAAGUGUCUGCUUCUCACGCUGCUUAUGUAUGGUUGUUUUGGCACACUGACCUGGUGCGGAUUAUGCAAGGUUCCUGUCCUCACAGUACCUGAAGAGCUUGCAGCUACAGUAUUGGAAAAUGAAGACCAGUCUACAACUUUAGCUGCUGCUAAUACUUACAGCCCUGAUGAGUUGGCUCUUGACAGCCCUUGCUCAAGUGGUUAUGUCUACAUUCCUCUGGCUUUUCUGGCCAUGUUAUAUGUGGUCUACUUGGUGGAGUGCUGGCACUGCUACUCCAAGACUGCCAUGCUGGCUCAAGCAGAGGUCGCAGAGGUCUAUGAGCGUGUGCAGAGACUUCAGCAGGCUACACCAUGCAUUUGGUGGAAGGCCAUCAGCUACCAUUAUGUGCGAAGAACCAGACAGGUAACACGCUACCGCAAUGGAGAUGCAUAUACCACCACACAGGUGUAUCAUGAACGGGUCAACACGCAUGCAGCGAGUUCAGAGUUUGACUAUGCCAGGCUGGGUGUAAAAGAUGUCUCAAAGGAGCUAAGGGGCCUCAUGGAGCAUCCGGCAGUACGUCUGCGCUUUACAAAAUGCUUUAGUUUCUCCAGUGCCCGAGCAGAGGCUGCCUACCUCACACAACGUGCACGGUUCUUUGGGGAAAAUGAAGGCUUAGAUGACUACAUGGAGGCACGGGAGGGAAUGCACCUGAAGAAUGUAGACUUUCGUGAACACAUGCUGGCCUUUCCUGACCCUGCUCGGCAGCCCUGGUAUGCACGCAGGAGGGUGUUCUGGCUUGCUUCAGCUUUGCUGCUGUCAUGGCCACUUCGGGUUGUGGCAGAAUAUCGCACUGCAUAUGUGCAUUACCAUGUAGAAAAGCUGUUCGGUGAUGAAGAUGACAGCAGCAGAGGUGACGGAAGUGACAAUGGAGGAAUCAAUGAGAAUGUAAAUGGACCUGGUGGAGGUUGCAUCGGAUCGAGCUACCGUGCCAUUUCCCGGGUUAACACCGUUGACAUGACGGAACUUGAGUGGCACAUUCGCUGCAAUCAGCAGAUGGUUCCCAGUUAUUCUGAGGCACUGCUGAUGGAUCCUGGCACAGAUGGUAACCAAGGUACUAACCCCCAUCCCCCUGGGGCAAAUUCCAAUACUGGAGGUCCUACAUUGCCUGUGGCCUUUGCCUCAGCCUACCUGCUCCAGAGCUGCCCUCGCUGUCGCCGGUCCACUAGCAGCAUGUCACUCCCUUCCAGGCUUAGAGGCCCAACAGCUGCUUUGCUGACUGGCACUGUAGCUGGGAUGAGGGCUAGCGGAGCAGGAGGUGCUGCUGGAGGUCCAGGCAGACUUGUUCUGAGCAGAAGUGGCUUUUCAUUGGGUCGUCUCCAAGCCACACGUCCCACAUCUCUGUUCCAUUCCCGCAGUGUAGGUGGAGGUCUAGGAGGACGAGGGGAGGAGGGGAGUGGUGCAGGAACAGGAGGUGGGGGAUUUCUUGGUUUGAGCUCAAGGCAAGAUGAAGAGAGUAGAGGGGUGUUAAUGGGAGAAGGGGAGGAGGAAGAAGAACAAGGAAACCAGGUGGCUAGGGAGGAGGAGAGAGAAAGACAAGAAGAGGAAGCAGAGCAACCAGAAGAUAGCAACAGGGAGGAAGGGAGAGAAAGCGAAAGGGAUCGGCCUCCUACAUAUCAGGAUGCUUUUUUCUUCCCCGUUCUUAUUGUGCAUGGAGAGGAGAGUUGUCAUUCAGGAGGGGACAUCUCAUAAACAAGAAGUUUGACUUCUAGAAAAAGGAGAAAAUGGAAGGAUGACUCUAGUAAGACAGAGGUAGCAUUUUUUCCUAGAGAGGUAUAAGGGACAGUAGGAACUGAAAGCCUCAGUUGUCAUGUAGAAAAGCUAUGUAGGUUGGAAUACAUGACUCAUUAUAUCUAUGCAAGAGAGAGAGAAGUCAGGAAAAAUAAGUAAAAGAUAUUCAAUAAGUUCUUUCUCCAUUUGUUAUGUUUCAAAAAGAAAUAUAUUAUAGAAGGAAGAAGACCAUGAAAGAAACAAAUAAAGAAAUUAAUAAAAUCUCUCUGUACAUUUUCAAAGUAAAUACAUCACAGAAAUCUAGGGUUGGAUCAUAAUACAACCAUUUCUGUUUCUGGUUUUCCACUAUCAAGUAAUUCCAGUGAUAGACUUAUAAUCUUCAGGUACAAAAAAAUCACCAUAACUGCAGCCUUGGAACCCAAAUGGACCACAGUCUUCUGGAAGACACCCCACCUCUGCAUGUAACUUAAUGUUACCUCAGCCAGUGUGCUAACAACAGACUUGCAAUUUACAGUGUAUCCCAUUUAUCAGCAACAGAAACAUACAACCCUGUUUUCUGACCGUCGUCUAUCCAGAUUAGUCUGGUCUUAACAUCCUCAAAAUCUUCUGUGUUGCAUGCUGUUUGUGGAGGCUUGGCUGAAGCCAGAUGAUUUUUGGGAGAUCUGGUGAACAUGUGGAGCUCAUAUUGGAGCUUUGGCUCAUAUUGGAACAAGUGUAUCACCUUUGCUGAAUAGCUUGAUCCAAGAUUUCUCAUUUAAAAUGAGAAGGAUAUAUUCUGGACAUUAAAUGGCUCUGUACCCAGUUGAUAUGAGAAGCAUAAAAAUGUGGAGUGUGUUCUUAAUGCUGGAAGCUUUAUCACAUCACUGGUAUAGUGAAGCACAUUAUGUUUUUGGUACAUUUGCUAUAUUAGUAAGAUUAUUUGUUCUGUAGUAUAUUACCAGUUUUGCCUGAUGAAGGGCUUUGCUCAAAUACUUUGCCUCACAUAGACACCUUGUUUUAUGGGAAGUUAUGGUGCAACCAUACAACAUAUUGCCUUCCAUUAUAGCCUCUAUACUUGUCUUUCUUAUUGUGUCACAUGAGCAUGAACCAGCUAAUCAUUAAUGAAAAUGGUUAGUGUGCCAAGAAAUACUCACUGAUUGCUAAUAAUUGUAUGUAUCAGUGGCCACAGUCUGUACCCAUUUUGUAUAUACUGUAGGGCACACUUUUACCAAACUUUUUUUAUUUUAUUUUUGCACAAACGCUCACACCACCAUAUUUCCAGUCACUCAGCCCUACAUGCAAUAUUUGUUUUGAGUGUUUUUAUGUUUGUAUGUAUAUUUGAUGCCUUUCUAUAUUUAGUGCUUGUGCAUCUGGGACUAAUACUACACUUGCAAUAUGUCACUUCUCAAGCUCUAUUGUUUGUUGUAGGAUAAGCAACGAUAGUUGGCAGUUUCGCAUAUUCUCACUCAAAAAAAAGACGCUACAGCUCCACCAAUAGAGGUUCAAACAAAUCCACACAUAGUCAUUCACUCAAUUAUGUGAAUGAACAUGCUUUCAUUUAAAAACAUGCAGGCUAGGCAGACUUCCUAGUAGCACUUACGUGAUCCCAUAUAUGGGGAAAAUAAAAAGAGGGAAAAAUAUGUUCAGGCAAUCUUGUCAGAAUGUUCUGUGCUACAUAAUGAAUGUUGACUACCGCUGAAGUUUUAAUGAGAAAUGACAGAAAGAGGAUAUGACACAAGCAUUUAAAUGAGAGGUUUUGCUCCGCAUAUGUAUAGGCUUUAAACUACAGCCACAUUUUACAAGUUUAGAUUUAACUAAACUUGUGCUGAUUAAUUAACAUUCCAGUGCAGACAACAGCUGAUUGUUAUGUGUGGUUGUGGAGUUGAUAUACAAGACUAAGGCAGCUGAGUGUGUUUAUGUAUGUAGAUGUUUAAAAUGUGUGAUGCUCUUUCAUUUCUAUUCUAUGUCAAAGCUUUGGGGUGGGGUGGCUAGA
Molecule: messenger RNA, 4710 nt
Organism: Tachysurus vachellii
Lineage: Eukaryota; Metazoa; Chordata; Actinopteri; Siluriformes; Bagridae
Product: transmembrane protein 151A
Exons: 2
Coding region: 858-2699 (613 amino acids)
Source: RefSeq, a predicted model, not a curated record